Messenger RNA from Schistosoma margrebowiei, 1872 nucleotides. The record is from the annotation of a GenBank genome assembly. NCBI's taxonomy places the organism in Eukaryota, Metazoa, Platyhelminthes, Trematoda, Strigeidida, Schistosomatidae.
GUUACAUGUUGCAUUUUCAAUUGUGUCAACACACAUCAUGAGGAACUGCGUCCCAAACAGGCCUGUUCAUUUGUCAAGAUUUGAAGUGAAUCUAAAAGAAAAUGAGGUUAUUGAGUGACAUUAAAUUCAACUUUAUACAGAAAGAAAUAAAAAAAUUGAGGCAGGAAGUGAAUGAUAUGCAAUUGAAAUCUAAUAAGUUACUAUUCGUAAACAGCCAAUUUUCUACUGAUGAAAAUCUCAACAUCAUUAAAAACCUUGAGCAGCAAUUAGAUUCUUUGAAUGAAGAACUAAAAUAUGAAACAGUUCUUCGUACAAGGAUUGAAGAAGAGUUGAGUUGUGCAUUAAGUGAACUGAGGUUUUAUCGGACAUCUACAGAAGCUGAUAUUGCCCACCAAGAAAAAAGCGAAAUUACGUCUCACUGUGAAAGUUUUACGAUCGAAAUUUUGAAUGAGCUGAGGGCACAAAUAUAUUCAAAUUUAUCAUCAUUCACCGAACAAAACAUAAAGCAAUUGACUUUGAAGAAAGGACGUUACAAUGAACUGAUUGGUUUUGGGAAGUUACGAGAGACAGCUAAUGAAUUCAAAAGAGAAUUGAUUGAGAUUUGUAGACGUGAAGAAAGUGCUAUUAAAUCACUUGGUGAAUUACAACACAAGUAUUCUAUACUUCAAAGACAACACAAUGGAUCCACUCAACUAACUGAGGAUGCAUUACAUAAGGUUGCAGAAUUAAUAUCUUUAAGUCAAACAUUAACUAACGAGCGUGAUGAUGCAACACAAAAAAGAGAAAAUGCAGAAAAUGAACUUUCAAAACUCAAACUUGUUGUCAAUAAAUUAACUGAAGAGUCUGGUCAACGUACAAGGGAAGAAAUAGAUAAAAUAGAAAAGAAAGCCAAUGAAAAUAUUGAGAAUUUAUUAAAUGAACUGCACCAUAUGGAGAAGGAACGCUGUCAAUUGGCCAUUCAAUUAGAAUUUUAUAAAACAAACAAUAUUGGUCAUCAUAUCAAUGAUGUAAAUAAUGAAGGUGAUUCCAAACCGGAUUGUCUGUUGGAUACUUUUAGAAAACGUGCCAUACACGCUGAGAGUUUAUGCAAUGAAUUAAAGUUAAGAUUGGAAACUGAAUGUAACAACAAAGAAAAAUUAGUUGCAUCUAAACAAAUCGAAAUUGAACAAUUAAAUGAAAAGAACAAAUUGCUUACAGAACGCUUUGAAUAUAAUGAAUUACAACGGAAAAAAAAUGAAAACCAUUAUAAUAAACAAAAUGAAGUUUUAUUCAAUUAUGAACUUCAAUUGAAUAGUCUUAAACAACAGUUAGAAGUUGUACAAAAAAGUGCACAAGUUCAAAUCACCUCAAUAAAACAGUCAAUGAAAAUGCAAGAAGUUGAGUAUAAAUUAAAGAUCGAAACACUUGAGAAAGUAAAUAAAUUAACCGAUGAAAAUUGGCGUAAUCUGUUAGAUAAGCAACAAAUAUUAACGUCACAAUGGAGAAAGGAAGCAGAAGAACUAGCCAACCAACUUGAAGAACAAACCAAUGCAUUUGAAACGGAAAUAGAAAAAUAUCGGAGUAAAUGACAAAUACCUACCAAUAACAUGAUAACAUUGUUGAACAAGUGAAAUACCCAUAUCGCUUAUCUAAGUAUUAUUUUGUCCUAUAUUAAUUGACAAUGGGAUAGAUGCAAAGUGGAAAUUAGUUACAUACGAUCAUUCUCAAAUUGCGAAACAGUGAAAAUGAACUACUACUCAAGAUUAAUAAAAUGUAUAAAAGAAGACCAGAAAAGAAUUGUUCUCUUUUCUGGUCUUAGUGUACAUACAAUUCACUCUCAAUAUUCUUUUGAAAUUUUUGUUGACGAUUCCAUCGAAAUAAUGAAAAAACCAG